Molecule: messenger RNA, 681 nt
Organism: Cucurbitaria berberidis CBS 394.84
Lineage: Eukaryota; Fungi; Ascomycota; Dothideomycetes; Pleosporales; Cucurbitariaceae
Exons: 1
Coding region: 1-681 (226 amino acids)
Source: RefSeq, a predicted model, not a curated record
AUGAGGACCAACUCGUCUGAUUCAUCUCCGGGGCAUUUCCCGCUUUUAGCUCUACCACGGGAGCUUCGCGAUAUCAUCUACCACUACGCGUUGUCAUACGACCGAGGUCUAGCUGUUGAAAUUAGUUGCAACAGAGCGUUUGAACCACGUACGCACAUGCGAAUCCUUGGGCAACACGAUGAUUGUCUCACCCAAACACGUGCCGAUAUUCUCAAGCUCGUAUGCGCACAGUUACGUGACGACACACGCGGCCUCAUCUUCAAGUUAAACAGCGAAGUCGAUCUCCACGGUAUGAGCUAUGCCACCCCGAGUUCCUACUCUUUCAGGCUCUUCAUCAGCCAGCUUCCCAGCGAGAAAUUCUACGUCCACCUCAAAAGGGUUACUAUUCAUGGCUAUCCAGGCGUCAUCUCUACCGCACUGAUGCCUAUGACAUUUAAAGAAUUGGCAGGGUACGCCGCUGGCUUCAAGACCUUCUGUGAGCAGUAUCAGAAAACCCUCGUCGUCCUUCAAUUCCGCAAUAUCGUGCAGGUUGAUUCAAAUACAUGGUACUUUUGGGCUGGUGCGCUCCAAGAAGUCUUACGUGGAGCCUCGCCGCUCAUUACACCUAGAACGAGGCCCCGUUUCGCAAAACAGCUUUUGCACAUCUCCACAGCCUUCGCAAAUACCCCCCCGGCUGCCUGA